GGGGAGUCGAGGAACGAUAAGCUUUUCUGAGUCUUGUACUUGCGUCGAGACUUUUCUAUGUUCGUUGACCGUGACCGAAUGAAUAUGACGCAAAGAGCACUCGUCUCCUCGAUAGCGGUGCGCCGCAGUCUGUGCGCGUUCGUAAUGCUGCCAUUUAUGCACACUCUUCGCAGCUUUCUAUUCAGCGUGACCCUUUGCAGCUCGUUGGUCUCCGCACAACUGCCGAGCGUAGAUGAGAUUCCGAAAGAUCACCGCUGGGAGUGUUUCGACCAAUACAUGGAAGCGGAAAGCGGUUGGUCGGUAUCCCGCUGCUGCUACGGACAAGAAGAUGCGUUGCAGCAUUGUUUUCAGGACCAACCGCAUUGGCGUGAUUUCUGCUGUGCUCCGCCGAAAGUCACGCUCACAGGUAAGGCAGUCCAAGUGCUCUAAGUCUAAUAUCUCCUAGCCUGGAAUCUUUCACAGAGACAGAGAUGACGCAUCAAACAGAUGGCAGGAACUUUCAUGAUUUUUUCUAUUUUGUGUUGUUGCUUUUACUUUACAUAUUGCUAGAUUGUGCUCAGCUCUAACGUCAACUCUUUCUCUUCGUGAUGCAUUGACUACAUUGCUCACCGAUCUUUUGUCCAAGAACACAGAGCGACUUCGAAAGGAGCGCCCCGUCCUUGGUUGGGCACUGGAGCAGACACCCAUGGCCCUUCUCACGCGCGCAGAGGGACUGCGAAACAUGAUGCUUCAGGCACUCGAAGUUCUGUCCACCAUCGUUCCCUUCUUCGAAUUUGACGUUGUCCACGAAGAUACCUUCGAAAUAUUCGCUGAAGCCGAUACGCAAAUGACCGCCAGGGAGAGCAACUCCACCUAUCACACAACUCAAGCUGCAGCACUUGGUGGCGCAUCUACAUUACACAACUUAGAUGGCGGAAAGAGGCAACAACAUCGAGAAGCACAGAAAGAAAGCUCCGUGGAAAAGCCAGAAGAUGCAGCUGAGGGGGCGAAGGAUCCUGAAUCAAACCGUUACUCACUUGCGAGGUCCUAUCCGUACACGAAUAUACAUGCCAUGUCUGCGCGGACGAAUUUUACAUGGAUCGCCAAAGAGAGCCCAUUUCUACGCUUCGAGAAUAAUAUAUCCUAACUCAUGACCGCUGCUGCGGAGGCGAAAUCGAAAGUGAAUUAUAUUGCGUUUUGGUAAAAACAUUGUUGAUCUUGAUGGUGUUGAUCUGCCAACGACAUUGAGCUUGUUGUAAAUAAUCGUAAGCAGUACGUAGAUGUAGAAUAAGUCCUGUAAAUAUUCUUCUAAUUCUGGCCUCACUUUUUCGAAAAGGGAGCUCGGAAAUGGUCGCAGACAAUGCUGCCUUUGCGCCGUUCGAUAGCUGUUCUUGCGUCGGCAAAGGAUACGACUACUUCAUGGCCAUCAUGCAGAUUCUGAAAGGCUUCGACUUUCGCAGCAAGUUUGGCCUGCGAAAACAAUUAUCGGAUGCGGAGCGCUCGUGGCACUUUCAGCACUUGAAGACGCAGGGCUGCGCGAACUUCGAUUUUAUGAACAUGGUGAGAGACCAGAUCUUCUACACCGACUACUUCCACACGUUUAGGUGCGCUCCAGGUGAAAUGGGCGUCAAUCUGAUGAGCGCGCUUUCGUGCAUCCUGGAAGAAAAAUACACCUACGCGAUGGAGUUUUUGCAUCUCAAUGUUAAGACGAUAACGGACAAAAUUUCACGUUUGUCCUAUGAUUCAGCAACCUGGACAGCCAUAACUACUUUCAGGCAUUUUUUUGCACAGACUCACUGUCACUGCGCCGUCCUCGACAGGAAACAAGUUGUGCUUUAGACGAUUCUCUCUCAUUAAGGGCACCAGAAAAGUGAAAAUAUGCUAGACCUAUGUAUUAGUUUUUCGAAAACGAAGACUAAAGAUUAUGAGACAAACAUAUUACCGACAAGACGAAGGACAGCGUCAAGGUGUUCCUCCUCUAAAAGUAUGAUGAUCUCGGUUGCGUAUCAGUGUGACCUAGCCGACUGGCCUUUCACGCACUUGACGAACGUGGAACUGUUGAGAAAUCUUUACGUGAUGGCAAGCGUGGAGCAGAGAGAGGGGCUGCCAGUCGCGAAUGCGACCUACCGCGACGCGCUUGUUCUCCACGGACAGAGCUCCCUGAAGCACGAUCUUGCACCCAACGGGCGACACGGGAGAGAUGGCGAUGAAGUAGGAAAAGAGCAAAUCAGGCAGCGCAAGAUGGCAGAAGCGCAGGCGCUUAGGUUUAGAAGGAAUUCCCGACCGUCACCAUUCUUUCGCCAAAGUGGAGACGUAAAGAACGCACCUAAGUUGACUCUUCAGCAGAGCUUGCUACCGCCGUCGGCUAAGGCGCCGGCUUUUGGAGAUUUAGAGCCACACAAUCCGUAUUUUUUCGCAUUCAACCGCAUGUUCCGCGAUACUGUAGGAGAAGUCGUUUCCGCUGCGUCCCCUUCUGAUUCUUCGACAGUCGCUGCGCCGGCGCCUACGUCUCUCAGGGCGUUGGAGCUGCGUUCAAUGUCCCGCAGUGUCUCUUUUCUGAGCGAUUUUUUUCCUUCUCCGAUCGACCGGAUUCGAACCGGUUGCCGUGUUCACGCUGUUCCACAGUCGACGCCCUUCUGUGUUCGCAAUAACACUGUGCUAGACCGAAGGGGUCUGCAUUCAGUUUUCUACGGAUCGGGAGUGGCCACCUCGGGCACGAAUGAGGACGGCGUGGAGCUUUUUUAUGGCUUAGCUUUAUCCUGGAAACAGCUCAACUCGUGUUUGUGGAAUUUAGAUCGUAUCUAUUAGUUUAUAGAGACUACAAAGGAACGCCUGACGUGCGAGAACGGCAAGGGCUGCAUCAAAAGCCACACGCUCCCCGAGCGAUUUCCCGCUAACGCUUGGCGCUUGAUAGCAGCCGGUACCCAAAUCAGAAGGGCGACUCCUUGCUCGCAUUGGACGAAGACCCAGCAAAAGGCAUCGCUGUAGCAGAGACCGUGCUUGCUGCGCAUCCAGGCCAAGGCUCGGUUGUCCGAUACGGGGAAGCGGCCCGGCCUGAGGACGAUGCGGAAGCUGCCAGCAAUGAAACCCAGGCGAUUGAUAAUGCUAUGGCUGUGGGUACUGGAGACGCACGACAGCAAGUGGGAAGUCUGGAAACGGACGCAGAGAAAAAAGGUGCCGAACUAGUUACGAAUGGUCGUCGCCCUACUUUUCUCAUCCUUGUGCUGAGUGCCCACCGUUAAAUAUAUAAAUUAAUCGUUCCGCGUAAACAAUGACAAGGAGAAAGAGAAAGAAUUGUAUGCGACUUUGUAUAUUAAGAUACUUCGCGUGAGCGUAACUGACUAUACGCAUGAGGAGCUCUUUGUCCUGGCAGGACAAGGUGAAGAGUAUUAAGGACACUACUUCAUGAUGUGUGGAACUAGUGCAGAGGUGCCUGUAAAAUCAGACGACAAGUACCAAGCGCAGGAUCGUGCCUGGGGAAACCACGCGCAUGGCUUAUUUCUACGACACGCUGUACGGCGGCAACUAAAGGUCGCGAAUCUCUGUAAUGAGUGGGGCCGUCACACUCUGUGGGCAAACACGAGAAACCUUUACCACCGGCACUUGGACGAAGCAGACGCUGUGGCUCCUUCCCACGAUGCUGAGUCUGUCCUGCACGGCAAUACUCUCAACUAUCCGUCUGGUGAUAAUAUCAAUUCAAGUGAUUAUAGCGGAGGCGGCGGCCAUGGCGGGAGCGAUAAGUUACAGACACCGCCGGCUGUGGUUUCUGGCACGAGUGAAUCCGUGACACUUGGGCAGACUCUGAACUUUGCGCCCGAUAGAGACUCAGACCGCGACAGCCUCUUAAACUCUGAUCUCGAUCGGCUAAAAGCAAGGCUUCGAGUCAAAAUGCAACAGCUGAAAGGAGACUUCCACCAGACCCGAGCCGCGGGCACGGAUUAUACCAAGAGCGAAAGUGAUCGCAAAGAUCCAGCAAAUACGAACAUCAGCGACAAGUCGGCUGGCAGCGGCAGCGCUGAUGCGCAGUUUCUAGAUGAAGACUCAUCCGGCGCCAGUAAGAAAGCCCUACACCAGCAAGGAGUGUCUUUCGCUUCCUUUCUUCUCUCUCCGUCAAAAGAUCACGCAACGCAGGUCCGGACCUUGAGAGAUCUCACCUGGGUCGUCACAGCCACGAUGUCAGAGGUGAACAUGUCGCAUUUUCUACUGUUUUUCCUGCAAAUCCUUUCUGAUGCACCGACUCGAAUCGGAUAUGAAAAGUUGGAGCAUCUCUUCGUAUGGAUUUCAGGAGGCACGUCGGAUGGCUGUUUCGCGGGGCCAGAAAAGCCCGUUUGGAACCGGUGGCGGGCCGAGUACUACGAUUUCCUUUUAUGCACUGGUAGACCUAGACUCUCCCGAUAUUCCUACUUAUAUUCAUAGAAAUUUAUACUACUACUUAGUACUAUUUAGACUCAUUCCCAUGAUUCUUAUUAAGUUUUCCAAAGCUACAACAAGGAAAGAGUCUUGCUUCGGAAGUUUCCUCACAUGGUAAAACUGACUCCGAAGAUAUUUUCCACAACGGCGUGAUUAAGUGCCUCCCUGAUGAUCAAUUGUCGAGGGGCUGCUCUGCUCCAAUCUAGCAGCUGAUUGCAGAGAACGUCGUCCUUCUCUACAGUUUCGACCAGGUGGCAGUGUUUCAGAGCCCGUGCAACGAGCAGGCGAAGGUCGCGCGGAAAGUGCUGGUGGAGCGCGUACCGACUGACGAGUGGGAUUGGCGAGAAGCAAACUGGGUCCGUGUCAUGCUCCGCGACCUCAUCAGCCGGUCUCCAGAAAGCUUGGUGCUGUCUACCUUCGCAAGUGCGUCCGCGAGCCAGAAAACCACGUCUGGAGAACAUCCAAGUCCUAUCGUAUUACCUACUUCUUCUAGUGGUCGCGCUGGAGGGGGUGGCGGAGGCGGUGCUAGUACGCCUCGGUCGCCAGGUCGUAGCGGGGGUGCCCCUAUCACAGAAGCUUUUUUAGAACGCUUGCUGGAGACCGACAGUAAGCUUUUCGGAGUUCUUUUGCAUGGUUCAUUCAGCGCAGUAAGUGGUCUCAAAAGUGAUAUGAAUGCUCCUGUGACUAGUGACAUCAACAGAGGAGGCGAGCAAGGACAUCUUCAGAGGCACCUGAUUCAGAACGAUGUGCCUGAUCCGCGCUUCACAGGCUGUUUCAAGCAGGCGUUUAUCGGGCAGCACGAAAAGAUCCGUGUCCACAGCCUACAACAUGAACAACGAUCGAAGCUCCAGGUCGCCACCUCUCGCCUCGUCAUAGCUUCAAAUCUUCGCUCGCAAAGCCACACUUCUGCUUCGCGUGAAGCUAGAAUAUACGAGCGAUCGAAGAGUUCUGUUAGUGAUGUCGGAAUGGAGGAUGAAAACGAGAUUAGAAACGGCGCCGAACAAAAGAAGGGUCUUGAAGGUAAACGUGUGGAAAUGAAUAGAUAUCGAACAGGAACGAAGCCCGCGCCCGCUCUUGCAACCAUUCUGAGCACAACAUAG
Molecule: messenger RNA, 5489 nt
Organism: Amoebophrya sp. A25
Lineage: Eukaryota; Dinophyceae; Syndiniales; Amoebophryaceae
Source: the annotation of a GenBank genome assembly